AGGGAACAAAAGAAAUCACGUGGCUCUCUCCUUCCACGACAUUAUCAACCUUCCUCUUCACCCACUCCACAGAAACCCUAAAGCUCCACCUUUCCCCCUCCCAUGGCGUCCAUCACCACCAUCGGAGAUCUCCCUGACGUCAUCCUCUGCAACAUCUCCGCCCUCGUCUCCGACUCACGAACCCGAAACUCCCUCUCCCUCGUCUCCCGCAAAUUCCUCGCCCUCGAGAGGGCCACUCGCUUCUCCCUCACUCUCCGUGGCAACGCGCGUGACCUCUUCCUCGUCCCCGCCUGCUUUCGCUCCGUCUCUUCCCUCGAUCUCUCCUUCCUCUCUCCAUGGGGUCAUUCCCUCCUGGCCUCCUCUCCCGCCGAUCACCAGUCCCUCCUAGCUCGCCGCCUCCAAGCCUGUUUUCCCGUCGUCGAGAGCCUUGCCGUCUACUCUCGAUCUCCGGCAACCCUCGACCUGUUGCUCCCUCACUGGCCCAAGCUCCGCCGCAUCAAGCUCGUGCGGUGGCACCAACGCGCCGCCGGGAUCCCACUGGGCGGUGAUUUCGUCCCCAUCUUCGAGCACUGUGGCUCGCUGGAGUCGCUGGAUCUCUCCGCCUUCUACCACUGGACGGAGGAUCUGCCUCCGGUCCUUCGCGCGUACCCCGACGUCUCCGCGAAGCUCACGCGCUUGGAUCUCAUGACGGCGUCCUUCACGGAGGGUUACAAAUCGAGCGAGAUCGCCGAAAUCACCAAAUCCUGCCCUAAUCUGAUGGAUUUCCGAGUCGCCUGCACGUUUGAUCCGAGGUACCUGGGGUUCGUCGGAGACGAGACCCUCUCCGCCGUCGCCACCAACUGCCCCAAGCUCACUCUCCUCCACAUGGUGGAUACGUCGUCUCUGUCGAACCCUAGAGCCGGUUUCGACGGCGGAGGAGACGCAAAGAUCACGCCGGCGACGCUGGUGGAGGUUUUCUCAGCUCUUCCGGAAAAUGGAGGGCGGAAAGAGAAUGAUUACCAUCACGAUCACCGCCCAUCCAAUGCCUUAGAGGCCAUGAACACGAAAUGCAAAAAGCUAAGAGUACUGAAGCUGGGUCAGUUCCAAGACGUUUGCUCCGCCUUGGAUUGGCGGCGGCUCGACGGCGUGGCCUUGUGCGGAAGGCUACGGUCAUUGUCGAUAAAGAAUUCCGGCGACUUGAGCGACAUGGGUCUCGUCGCGAUCGGGAGAGGGUGUUGCAAGCUGGCUAAGUUCGAGGUUCAAGGAUGCGAUGAUAUAACAGUGAAGGGGCUUAGGACAAUGGCUUCUCUGCUGAGCAAGACACUGUCCGAUGUUAAAGUAGCUUGCUGUAAGAAUCUGGAUGCUGCUACUUCGUUGCGAGCUAUGGAGCCGAUCCGCGAUCGGAUUCGAAGACUGCACAUCGAUUGCAUUUGGUCGGGAUCCGAGGGGGGAGGAGCAAACGGGUUCGAUCUAAACGAAUCUUUCCGUGAAGAAGAAGAGGCGAGUGCGGCCAAUGAUGAGGAGAGGAGACAGAAGAGAUGCAAGUACACAUUGGAUGGAGAUCACUCGUUUUCAGGCAGCAAUGACGACAACGGGAUUUGGGAGAAACUGGAGUAUCUGUCUCUAUGGAUCGGUGUCGGAAACCUUCUGACACCAUUGCCAAUGGUGGGGCUCGAAGACUGUCCGAACUUGGAAGAGAUCAGGAUCAAGAUCGAGGGAGAUUGCAGGGGAAGACACAAACCAGCAGAGCCAGAGUUUGGGUUGAGCUGUCUGGUCCAGUACCCGAAGCUCACGAAGAUGCAGUUGGACUGCGGGGACACAGUCGGGUAUGCCCUGACUGCACCGCCAAUGCAGAUGGACCUGAGCUUGUGGGAGAGGUUCUUCUUGACAGGGAUCGGGAGCUUGAGCCUGAGCGAGCUCGAUUACUGGCCGCCUCAGGACAGGGACGUUAACCAGAGGAGCCUGUCCCUUCCGGCGGUCGGAUUACUACAAGAGUGUCUGACACUGAGGAAGCUCUUCAUCCACGGGACUGCUCAUGAACACUUCAUGAUGUUCUUUCCGAGGAUACCUAACCUGAGGGAUGUUCAGCUGAGGGAAGACUAUUACCCGGCGCCCGAGAACGACAUGAGCACCGAGAUGAGAGUCGCUUCUUGUAGCCGCUUCGAAGACGCUUUGAACAGCCGAUACAUCGACGACUGAGAUCUGUAAAAAAACUGUUAAAAGAGAGGAUGGUAACCAACCAAAUGUAACCUUUAAUAGUUUGUAUUAUUAUGAUCUUAUUAUGUUUU
This is a messenger RNA of Tarenaya hassleriana, 2267 nucleotides long. Its product is annotated as F-box protein MAX2. Gene Ontology annotation, cellular component: SCF ubiquitin ligase complex. Bases 103 to 2178 code for a protein of 691 amino acids. Lineage: Eukaryota; Viridiplantae; Streptophyta; Magnoliopsida; Brassicales; Cleomaceae. The transcript has 2 exons. Gene Ontology annotation, biological process: SCF-dependent proteasomal ubiquitin-dependent protein catabolic process. The record is from RefSeq and is a predicted model, not a curated record.